CGUGACGUAACUUUUGCCUUGCCAAGCGAAAGUUCUUCCUGUCCUUCGCCUUACACCGCCGUAUUCUUCAACACCUCUCUAUCCCAUCAUGGCUGACGAUGAAGAUAUCGCUGCCCUUGUCAUUGACAAUGGUUCCGGAAUGUGCAAGGCCGGAUUUGCUGGUGACGACGCCCCUCGUUCUGUCUUUCCUUCUCUGAUCGGUCGUGCUCGCCAGCCCGGUAUCAUGGUCGGUAUGGAGCAGCGCGACGCCUACGUUGGAGAUGAGGCACAGGCAAAGCGUGGUGUUCUUACGCUGAAGUACCCCAUCGAGCAUGGUAUUGUCACAAACUGGGACGAUAUGGAGAAGAUCUGGCACCACACCUUCUACAACGAGCUACGUGUCGCCCCUGAGGCCCAUCCCGUUCUAUUGACUGAGGCUCCCCAGAAUCCCAAGGCGAACCGCGAGCGUAUGACUCAGAUCAUGUUUGAGACGUUCAACGUGCCUGCCAUGUACGUCAAUAUCCAGGCCGUCCUCUCGUUGUACGCCUCUGGACGUACUACGGGGUGCGUUCUCGAUUCCGGCGACGGUGUCUCCCACACUGUGCCGAUCUACGAAGGGUACGCGCUUCCCCACGCCGUCAUUCGUCUCGACCUGGCCGGUCGGGACUUGACCGACUACCUCAUGAAGAUCCUGACGGAGCGUGGUUACUCUUUGACUACCACCGCCGAGCGCGAAAUUGUACGCGACAUCAAGGAGUCGUUGUGUUUCGUCGCUGUCGACUUUGAGGAGGAGAUGAAGAAAGCCGCUGAGUCUUCUGCUCUUGAGAAGUCUUUCGAACUUCCCGACGGUAACAUCAUUGUUAUCGGAAACGAGCGAUUCCGUUGUCCGGAGGUGCUGUUCCAGCCCAACUUGACUGGUUUGGAAAUGGACGGCAUUGCCGACUCCACCUUCCAGACCAUUAUGAAGUGCGAUGUCGACAUUCGCAAGGAUCUGUACGCCAACAUUGUGCUCUCCGGAGGAACCACCAUGUUCCCUGGUAUUUCCGAGCGCAUGUCGAAGGAGAUCACUGCUCUCGCCCCUGCCUCCAUCAAAGUCAAGAUUGUUGCUCCUCCGGAACGCAAGUACUCUGUUUGGAUUGGAGGGUCAAUUCUCGCUUCCCUUUCUACUUUCCAGAGCAUGUGGAUCUCGAAGGAAGAGUACGAUGAGUCUGGGCCUUCUAUUGUUCAUCGCAAGUGCUUCUAAGCUACUGAGCUUCAUAGUUACAGUUGGUUCUUCAACGUUUGUAGGCGGUGUAUUAAUCUUUUAUAACGCUCCUUUAUAUGUG
Phaeodactylum tricornutum CCAP 1055/1 is the source of this 1304-nucleotide messenger RNA. RefSeq lists its product with no specific name. NCBI's taxonomy places the organism in Eukaryota, Bacillariophyta, Bacillariophyceae, Surirellales, Neidiaceae. The coding region runs from base 89 to 1222 and encodes 377 amino acids. The transcript has a single exon. The record is from RefSeq and is a predicted model, not a curated record.